AUGGCUCCAGUUAAAGAGCACAUUAAUAUUGUUGUUAUCGGUCACGUUGACAGCGGGAAGUCGACCACUACCGGCCAUCUAAUCUAUAAAUGUGGUGGAAUCGAUAAAAGGACAAUCGAGAAGUUUGAGAAGGAGGCUGGCUCCUUUAAAUACGCUUGGGUGCUUGACAAGCUUAAAGCAGAACGUGAACGUGGCAUCACAAUUGACAUUGCUUUGUGGAAGUUUGAGACGGAACGCUAUUUCGUCACUGUUAUCGACGCUCCUGGCCACCGCGAUUUCAUUAAAAACAUGAUAACAGGAACAAGUCAAGCGGACUGCGCAAUUUUAAUCGUCGCUGCUGGAACUGGUGAGUUCGAGGCCGGCAUCUCGAAAGAUGGUCAAACACGGGAGCAUGCCCUCUUGGCCUACACUCUCGGGGUUAAACAGCUUAUUGUGGCUGUCAACAAGAUGGACAGUACUUCGCCACCAUACAGUGAAAGCCGAUUCCAAGAAAUAACAAAAGAUGUGUCCGCGUACAUCAAAAAGGUUGGAUACAAUCCUGCUACUGUUCCAUUUGUCCCUAUCUCCGGGUGGGUUGGUGAUAAUAUGUUGGAGAAGAGUGACAAGAUGCCGUGGUUUAAAGGGUUCGAAGUAGAACGGAAGAGCGGCAAGGUUUCAGGGGUCACCCUUUAUCAAGCCCUGGAUGCAAUUGACCCCCCCUCUCGUCCUACUGACAAACCGCUAAGACUUCCCUUGCAAGACGUGUAUAAAAUUGGUGGUAUCGGGACGGUGCCGGUCGGCCGAGUGGAAACGGGCGUAAUGAAACCCGGUAUGGUUGUCACAUUUGCUCCCGCCAAUAUUUCUACAGAAGUCAAAUCAAUUGAAAUGCACCACGAGAACUUAGCAGAGGCCAUGCCGGGCGAUAAUGUCGGUUUUAACGUCAAGAACAUCUCCGUGAAGGACAUUCGUCGUGGGAACGUGGCUGGCGACAGUAAGAAUGACCCACCAAGAAGUGCAGAAAGCUUCACUGCACAGGUUAUUGUAUUGGGACAUCCCGGUGAAAUCAAGAACGGGUACGCACCAGUCUUGGAUUGCCACACAGCUCACAUUGCGUGCAAGUUCAAAGAGCUCUUGGAGAAGGUUGAUCGCCGAUCAGGCAAGAUUUUGGAAUCUUGUCCUCCUCACAUCAAGACUGGCGACGCUGCAAUUGUAACGAUGGUUCCAAGCAAGCCUAUGUGCGUCGAGACGUUCUCGGAAUAUCCCCCACUUGGCCGCUUUGCUGUACGUGAUAUGAGACAAACGGUAGCUGUGGGUGUCAUCAAAUCAGUUGAGAAGAAGAGCGAAGCUGUCAAGGCGACGAAAUCUGCACAAAAGGUUGUUAAGAAAAAAUGA
Dicrocoelium dendriticum is the source of this 1371-nucleotide messenger RNA. Lineage: Eukaryota; Metazoa; Platyhelminthes; Trematoda; Plagiorchiida; Dicrocoeliidae. The record is from the annotation of a GenBank genome assembly.